Cantharellus anzutake is the source of this 1462-nucleotide messenger RNA. RefSeq lists its product as uncharacterized. Lineage: Eukaryota; Fungi; Basidiomycota; Agaricomycetes; Cantharellales; Hydnaceae. The record is from RefSeq and is a predicted model, not a curated record. Bases 367 to 1230 code for a protein of 287 amino acids. The transcript has 2 exons.
GCAGCCAAGCUGGUGCGGACCAUAGUUGUAGAAGAGAAGGUUCAGGAUGUUGCGGAUUUCGAGUCAUUCGUGUUAUUACCCGCGUUGUACGAUGUUGUGGCGAGGGGCAUUGGCGCUGCUACUAACGCUACGACGUUGCACUUGCGUGGCAUCACCUCGAAUCUUCCCCUUCAAUUAAUUUCUUCGGUUAUACCUCAACUUCGCCACUUGAUUGUAGACUGUUCCAGUGAUGAAUUGUUUCGUGCUGCAGAGUCAGAACAGUUGGUUGAACUCCUCGCAUCAUUCACCUCCCUUACUACACCUACCCCCGCCCAAGCCUCAAUAUCUUUCGUAAACUCCGUCGAACGCUCCCAUCUUUCAUCGGUUAUGAUGGCACUUAAAACGUGCCGCGGGAUUUGUGAUAUUGUCCUGCAUGUGGACAACGUGGACUUCGGAGUGGCACAAGAGAUCACACUCCCUCUGAGAGGAAACACUUCUGUCACUAGUGUCUCAGUUUGUGGCGACUUUUCUACUGACCCAUACACGAUGAAAUCUACCUUCUUCAAAGACCUUCCUCCCGUUAUAGAAAGACUGCCUAAUCUUUUGCGGCUUGCAUUUGAUGCGCCAGCAGUUCGGUCGCUUCAGUCCAACCGAACUAUCCCGCGUUCAACGGAAAUGGAGUCCUCGUUCGUGCAGCAUCUGUCAAGACAUCCUUCGUUAACGUGCAUCCAAUUCCCUUCUGGGACAAUUUGGUCUGGGAUCCCCAAUAUUUUGUUAAACCAGAAGCUUUGGGAACCAACCUUGGUUUCCGAUGAACAGAGAGAUUGGUGGCUCACGGCCAGUAGAAUCAUCACGUUUCCCGGGACAUUGGGGCAUCCCUUUAUAGGGUCUCCGGGACUGUCAUCUGAUCGUUCCACGCCGGAGUCUCCAGACUCCCCCAGCCCUCCCCAUCCGUCAUUUGAUGGCCACAAUAUUCUCGCCGAACAUUGCAAAUAUGGCGACGUCUUCAUCCUUGAUGACGAGGAGAAGUUGGACGAAGACUUCUUCGGUUUUGGCUCCGUUGCACAUACAGCACAGUCCAGGUCAUCACCCACCCCUCUUCAGUCGUGGACGGAUAGAAGUGCGGAGGGGACAAUCUUUGGAUCGUCACCCUCAUUGGACCCUAAUUUGUCGAGUGGAGAGGACUGGGCUUUGGUCCAAUUAAGUCCCAAGUUUUCGCAUGAUGUGCCGCCGAUUAGCGUGCGUUAUUGAGGAAUGGACUCUUAUCGCAAAAUGUAUGUCAUAAUUUGCGGUAUGAACCUGGAUGGCGUUGUCUUUAUUUAUCUAUUUUUGCAUUGCACGGACACGGCCUUUCUUCAGAGUAACUGUAUCACUUGCAUGCAUGUACAUAUAUUCUACGGACUUGCAAUAGCACUUGGGGGCAUACUGGCAACACUGCAUUUGUUGAUGUGGCACUUCGGUGAUAAUGGCUUAAAUUAGCAGU